Molecule: messenger RNA, 1254 nt
Organism: Lachancea meyersii CBS 8951
Lineage: Eukaryota; Fungi; Ascomycota; Saccharomycetes; Saccharomycetales; Saccharomycetaceae
Source: the annotation of a GenBank genome assembly
AUGACCCAGCUACUGAAUCGACUAAACGUCAAGCUACGAAUUGCAGUAGUACAAUUAAAUCCGCAAAUAGGCCAUGUUAUUGAAACAACAGCCAGAGUUAAUGCUCUAGUUUCCCGAAUAGAAAAGUACAAGCCAGACAUCGUUGUUUUCCCUGAAUUUGCGCUUUCAGGCUAUAGUUUCCACUCGCGGUUACAAAUUGAGCCGUAUUUGAGUCCAGCGCGCCAAGGCCCCGCGUGGGACCUGUGUCGUAAAAUCUCAACUCAACUUUCGUGCGUCACUGUGAUGGGGUAUCCAGAGAAAUGCGAUGAGCUCACAGGGCAAAAAAUGUACAACUCAGCUAUUGUGGUCAAUUCAAAUGGCGAACUGAUAUUUAACUACCGGAAAUCGUUUCUGUAUCAUACUGACGAAGAAUGGGGGUGCUGUGAGAAUCCAGCGGGUUUCCAGACGUUUGAACUGCCCUUCGCGAAUAUCGCACGUGAUGCAGACGGUAAGAUGCACGACAUCAGUAUAAAGAGCGCUGUCGGGAUCUGCAUGGACCUGAGUCCGUAUAGGUUUGAAGCACCUUUCCAAGAUUUUGAGUUUUCCAGCUUCCACGCAGAGAAGGGGACGGAAUUGAUAUUGUUUCCCAUGGCUUGGCUCAAUUCUAUAUCUGUCACUCGUGACACCGAGAAUCCAAGCCAGCGAAGGAAAGAUAUCACCCGUUCUUUGAAUGCUCUUCAGUUGCCACUCAGUGGAUCACAAGGCACAUACCAUUGGGACGUGGAUUUGCAGGACGGCACACGUUUUGCAGAAAAUCCAGAACACAGCACUCAAGAAAAACCCGACAAUCAUAACGAGACUAAUGGCUUUUCGCGACCAGCGGAGCCGGAUCUCUCCAAUUUGAAUUACUGGAUUCUAAGGUUCAUGCCCUUCCUGGCAUAUGCAGACCGACAAAAUUGGUUCAUCGAGCGCUUACUUGCUCCUUUACUGACCAAGCUUCGAGGCUUACGUUCCUCUUAUAUGGGCGGGGUCGUUCAGAAACCAUGGUUAUUUGAAAAUCGAAAUGCGAUUGCAGUAAUGUGUAAUCGCUGUGGAGUUGAGGAAGGUUCUACAGUGUUCGCAGGCUCAUCUAGCAUUUUGAAAUUCAACGGUCAGCACGGAGAUGCCGAGAAAGAACUGGACAGCUCAAACCGCAGCGUCGAAGUUAUUGGGAGUCUGUCAAAAGGCUAUGAAGGGGUACUGAUACGAGACGUUGAAUUUCAAGUCGAUAGGUAA